Molecule: messenger RNA, 2158 nt
Organism: Cynara cardunculus var. scolymus (artichoke)
Lineage: Eukaryota; Viridiplantae; Streptophyta; Magnoliopsida; Asterales; Asteraceae
Product: mitochondrial-processing peptidase subunit alpha-like
Exons: 13
Coding region: 164-1675 (503 amino acids)
Biological process (GO): proteolysis
Cellular component (GO): mitochondrion
Molecular function (GO): metal ion binding; metalloendopeptidase activity
Source: RefSeq, a predicted model, not a curated record
ACCUCUUCCUUCUCGCCUCUCAACCGCCCCUCUCCCCACCCAAAUCGUCGCCCAAUCACCUCUCAAUUUGGUUCGGCAGCUACGUCAUAGAGAGGGAAGCAGUGGAGACAGGAUCCACUGACCACAAUUUCUUCUUUUCAUCUCUCAUUACUCAUCGAUUGUCAUGUAUCGACCUGCAGCUUCCAAAAUCAGAACCCUAAAGGGCCAUGCAGGCAAAAGGACACUAACCAGGUUUGCAAGUUCAAGUGCUGUUGCAGCCAAGUCAUCAUCAGGGGGUCUUUUUAGCUGGUUUACUGGAGGAAGUGGUUCAAACCUUCCUCCUUUAGACUUUCCUCUUAAGGGUAUUGAACUCCCACCUUCUUUACCUGAUCAUGUUGAACAGGGAAAGACAAAGAUAACAACUCUCCCAAAUGGUGUCAAAAUCGCCUCAGAAACUUCAACAAACCCAGCCGCUUCUGUUGGGUUGUAUGUUAAUAGUGGCUCAAUAUAUGAAACACCAGCUUCAUUUGGGGCUACGCAUGUUCUAGAACGUAUGGCUUUUAAAAGCACAACUAAUCGAAGCCACUUGCGCGUUGUGCGGGAAGUGGAAGCAAUUGGUGGCAAUGUGACAGCCUCUGCUUCUAGGGAGCAAAUGGGUUACACUUAUGAUGCCCUUAAGGCUUAUGUUCCUCAAAUGGUAGAGCUACUUGUUGACUGUGCAAGAAAUCAAGCUUUCUUGGAUUGGGAGGUCGCUGAACAGAUUCAAAAAGUUAAAGCUGAGAUUGGUGAAUAUCACAACAAUCCUGAGGCCUUGCUGUUAGAAGCAAUUCAUUCAGCUGGAUAUUCUGGUCCACUUGGGAAUCCUCUUCUUGCCUCAGAAGGUUUACUUAACAGAUUAAACAGUUCAGUUUUGGAGGAAUUUGUUGCCGCAAACUAUACUGCUCCUCGAAUGGUGCUUGUUGCAUCAGGUGUUGAGCACGAGGAACUGUUGAAAUAUGCAGAACCUCUUCUCUCUGACUUGCCAGGUGGUGGUCAGGUUGAGGAGCCAAAGUCAGUGUAUGUUGGAGGUGAUCAUCGUGUUAUGGCUGAUACAGGGAGAACUAGUUUUGCUCUUGCAUUCGAAAUUCCUGGUGGCUGGCUUAAGGAGAAGGAAGCCAUGACCUUGACUGUUCUGCAGAUGCUAAUGGGAGGAGGUGGAUCUUUUUCAGCUGGCGGUCCUGGAAAAGGGAUGUACUCGCGGCUUUAUCUUGGAGUCUUGAAUGAGUACCCUGAGAUUCAGUCAUUUUCAGCAUUCAACUCAAUCUAUAAUCACACUGCCUUAUUCGGAAUUCAAGCUACCACAAGUUCUGAUUUUGUAUCAAAAGCCAUUGAUGUUGCAGUGAAACAACUCAUUGCAGUUGCCACUAACGGAGAAGUCAACCAGGUACAGUUGAAUCGUGCCAAGCAGUCAACCAAGUCCGCCAUUCUGAUGACCCUUGAGUCGAGAAUGGUUGCUUCAGAAGAUAUAGGCAGACAAAUAUUGACAUACGGGGAAAGGAAACCUGUGGAGUAUUUCCUGAAAGCUAUCGAUGAAGUAUCGGCCAACGACAUCACUUCUAUUGCGAAAAAGCUUCUUUCUUCUCCUCUCACCAUGGCUUCUCAUGGAGAUGUUACAAAUGUACCAACAUAUGACUCGGUCAGCAGCAAAUUUCGUUAGUGGUGUGACCACUUCAAAGUGCCAAAAUCGGGUACUAUCUUGCUUCUACACUUUGUGAAUCUUUCAAGGUAAUCUAUACACCUGAUAACCAUGGAUAAUAAGGACAUUUUUAGAUGCCUUCUGCUUUACAAAAGAAUAAUUUAAGGCAAUCCCAUCAAUUUUCAAGGCUUGAUACGUAUUCCCUGUAACUUUUUCGGAGUUUUUCAGCGGGAUCAGUCGGUGGACAUCAUACCGUCUUUGAAAUAACUCAUGUAUUUACUAAAAAGACCAAAAAUCGGGGGUUUGACCAGUCGUUUUGUUGGGGUUUGGGGUUUUAUUAGUCUGAAUUCAGAUGAAACUUAGAUUUUGUUGGGUUAAAUUUGGAUUUUUGGUUUGAAAGAAGAGGCAAAAAGUCUCUUCUAUUACUGGGUUCCAACCAUUCAUGUAUGAAGAUUUUGUCAUAACAAAAAUAAUGUGACAUGCUAUAAGAUAGUUUGUUGUGCA